AUGGCGGAUCAACGGCUCACCAAUGACGAAAGGGCUCUGCACGACCAAAUCAACAUUCUUCCACGCCGUCAAUUGUUUAUCGCCCUCAGCACACUUUGUGCCUCACUCCUUCUCGCCAUAAUUGAUCAGAAUGGUAUAUCAGUUGCUCUUCCCACUAUCGCCCAUGACCUCAACGCUGAGAGCACCAUCUCGUGGGCCGGUACAGCCAGUCUAGUCGCCAACACAUGUUUCCAGAUGCUCUAUGGCAGGUUAUCGGAUGUGUUUGGUCGCAAGGUCGUGUUUAUCUCUGCGGCUCUACUCCUCGGCCUCGCGGAUUUGCUAUGCUCGCUCAGCCGUAAUGCAAUCAUGUUUUACGUCUUCAGGGCCGUUGCAGGUAUUGGGGGUGGCGGUGUGUUGAAUCUUAGUAAUAUUAUCAUCUCAGAUGUUGUCACUCUCGAGCAGAGAGGCAAGAUUCAAGGUGUUAUCGGGGCUACGAUUGGGCUUGGCAAUGUCGUUGGUCCGUUUAUUGCGGCAGGGAUGAUAAGCCAAACAUCGUGGAGAGGGUUCUUCUGGCUCCUAUCACCGUUGUCGCUCUGCACAGCGGCACUCUCUUAUUUCUUUCUUCCAUCUAAGCCUGCUACUAUUGGGUUUUGGGAGGGGGUUGGCAAGAUUGAUUGGACGGGCGCGGUGAUGUCAGGUGCUGGGAUCGUUCUUCUUCUAAUUCCUAUUUCUGGCGGAGGUUCUUACUUUUCCUGGGACUCCCCUCUCUCGAUCAGUAUGCUCAGUGUUGGCGGCGCAUUAUUCAUAGCCUUUAUCGUAUGGGAAUGGAAAUGGGCAAAGCUUCCUAUGAUGCCAGUGAACAUCUAUAAAAACACAACCCUCUCCAUUAUGUUAGCUCAAAACUUCCUGUUUGGUGCUGUCUACCAGUCUUAUCUCUAUUACGUUCCUCUCUACCUCCAGAACCCACACCGUUACAGCGCGACUAUAUCUGCGGCACUCUACACCCCUCUGGUGUGUGCUCAGAUGCUCGCUUCUAUCGUCUCAGGACAGUACAUCAGUCGUUUUUUGAGAUACGGCGAAGUUCUCAAAACUGGCUUUGCGUUAUGGACUCUAGGAGCGGGCCUUGCCCUAAUCUUUAAUCGCCAUACUAGCCCAGCUGUCAUCGCAGUCAUUUUAACUGUCGUGGGAUCAGGAGCUGGAUGUGUCUUCCAACCCACCCUGAUUGCUCUUCAAGCACACUCGCCAAAGAGCCGUCGCGCUGUCAUCAUCUCUAACCGAAACUUCUAUCGCUGUAUGGGCGGUGCAUGUGGCCUUACCUUCUCAGCUGCAGUACUCCAGGCUCGUCUAAGUGCAACACUGCCAGCCGAGUAUAAAGAUCUUGCCAGCUCAACCUACGUUCUACCAGACUCGAUGCGUGAGGUACCUGGUGUUCUAGAUGCCUACAUGUCUGCGAGUCAUAGUGUGUUCAUACUGCAAGUACCUCUGAUUGGAGCGUGUCUGCUCGCUACUGUCUUUAUCAAGGAUCGUGGUCUAGAUCCGGUCAAAGAUAGUUGA
Fusarium sp. VM40 is the source of this 1533-nucleotide messenger RNA. The record is from the annotation of a GenBank genome assembly. Lineage: Eukaryota; Fungi; Ascomycota; Sordariomycetes; Hypocreales; Nectriaceae.